UAACCUCACUUUUAUGCUCAAACAAAUUUUCCCUGGUUGAGAAAAAAGGCAAAUAAACAGAAGGGGAUUCAUCAAAAGAGCCCUAUUUAUUUGAUAAAAUCCUCUUGGGAACUGUAAGGAUUGAUUUAUAAUCAUAUAAUCUUACCGAACUCCUUACAAUUGUUACCAUGUCGGACGAGGAAUCAGUUGUCGAAUAUCUAAAUGGUGCCCUUGUAAGCCAUGAGGUCAGCGAUAAAGUGCAGAAUCUAGCAAAAGUCAAGGAGCUUCUUAUACAUAAGGCCCCUCACCUUUUAGCCAAAUACUUGCCGAAUGUGCUUGGCUUUAUUACCGAGAAACAUCAGGAUGUUAAAAGGAACUUGGUGGGAUUUAUUGAGGAAAUUUGUAAGGUGCGUGAGAACCUAAUCCCCAAAGUAAUGGUAAGCCUCCACAUGUUACUUUGUGAUGAAUCGGUCCAAGUACAAAAAAGAGUAAUCCAAGCAGCGAUCACCAUAUACCGCAGAACUUUAGCAUGGAUUUGUAAAGCUCAAACAAUCACAGAGGAAAUGGAAGAGGGAUGGAAGCAACUGCACACCAUUAAGCUAGAAAUUGCUAAUAUGAUUGAUAGUGAUAAUGAUGGUAUCAGAACAAGUUCGGUAAAGUUUUUGGAAUGUGUUGUGCUACUACAAACUUACCCUGAUGAGACUGAGAACAAAAGACCUAAUGAUUUCUCUCUGGAUAAUGUUCCUUUGACAUUAAAGAUUGCUAGAAGAAGGAAACUUGAAGAGGAAGCAAGUAAUCUCUUUGAACUGUUGGUAAAAUUUCACGGUUCACCACACAUAAGUAGUGCCAAUUUGUUGGCUUGCAUAGGAGUCCUUACAAACAUUGCUAAAAACAGAGCCGAGUUUAUGGGGAGGGUUAUAGAUGCUCUUGAGAAACUUUAUAAUAAUUUACCUCCCACCCUAACCACCACCCAAGUCAGUUCUGUUAAGAAGAAACUGAAAACUGAAUUGUCCAAUUUGGUUAAGCAUCCCGGAGCUUAUGAACAUCUGGGCAGGUUGAGUCCUCUUUUAUUGGAAUUAGGUUGUACCGAGAGCGAAAUAAAGAAAAUGGUGCCGAAAUCGGACGAGCGACGUAGAUACCAAAAGCGCACCCUGGCGGAAUCCUCGGAACGCGCCUCCAAACGAUCCCGAAUGGAAAGAUUAGAGGAGGCACCUGCUCCGUCCGCUUCCUCGGUCGUUAUCGAAGAGGAGGAACCCUCUUUACCUCCCGCGAAAACGCCACACGAAGCCAACGAGAGGUUCAUUAAAGCGAACCUGACGAUCGAGAAAGCCAUUUAUUUGAUCUUCACGAGUAUUCCAAAGUUACCGUUGAAUAUGCCGGUCAGUUUUAAUAAGGAUUACGCGAAAUAUAUGUUGAGCGGCAGGAUCGGACUGGAGCAUUUGGCCGACGUGAUGGCGCAGCAGUUCGUCGAGGCCAAAGUUGGUCCCGGCGUAGAUAUCGUAGUGGAGGAGAGAGUUGAGGUGACGAAAAGGAAACGGGAACUUGAAGAGAGUAUGAAGGAGGAGGAAUUGAAGCCGGCCAAAAAAGAUAAACCAAAACCCCCCAAAACCAAAUCGCUAAAACUCCAAGAGAUCACUCGACCCCUUUCACGAGAAACCAAAGAACAGUUACUCGUAUCGGCAGUGAAACGCCUCAUCAGUUGCGACAAGAUCCGUAACAAAAAUUUGCAACAGAAAAUCGUCACCACUUUUGCAAGUAACUUUAACGCAGCGGUGCGGGAAACUGUGUUAACGCACUUAUUGGCCGACUUAAGAAGCCACGUGGAUACGGCCCUGGCUUGGCUGUUUGAGGAAUACAGUAUAACGCAAGGAUUUGCCAGAAUUCCUCCGUUAAGGAAGGGAAUAAGGCCGGAGGAGUGUUACAAUAUUCUUUUGUGCAGUUUUAUUCAGUCGUCAUCGCACGACGCUAUAAUUUUAUCCAGGUUGUUGUUGGAGGCUCCCAUGAUAACUGACGAAGCUUUGGAGGAGGUCAAGAUCAUUUGUAGGGACGAUCGAAGAUCGGGUUGGGCUUUAGGCCUCCUAAGAGACCUGACACUAAGAAAACCCCCGAAGCAACUGACAUUCCUCAACGCCCUUUUGAAUUAUACCACUUACGAAUCGAAUGUGGUAAAAGAAGCCGCCAUCGGACACGUUUUGGACUUACACAAACAGUACGAGCUCCGAUUGAUUAUCGAGGAGUUCGCUAAGAUGAAUUUAGAGUUCCUUAAACUUUCGAAACCACCAGAGAGCUUAUGUGGAGAAAACCAAGGACGUAUCAAAAGUGAAUAUUGGGGAGACGAUUUUAUCAAAGCCUGUUUGUUACCUUACAUCUCGCUAUUGCCAGUUAAUCCGUCUUUAAUUCACGACUUGGCUAAAGUGUAUAUCCAGACUAGUGCAGAAAUAAAACGUAUCAUUUUACGUUUAAUAGAAAACCCUAUACGCCAAAUGGGAAUGGACUGUCCCGAUUUGAUUAAACUGGUAGAAGAGUGUGAAAAGGGUUCGGAAACGUUGGUCACAAGGGUGAUUCAUAUUUUAACCGAUAAGGGGGCGCCCAGUGCAGAACUCGUUGACAAAGUUAAGGCACUUUAUAACACCAAAGUGUCGGACGUUAGAUUUUUGAUUCCUGUGUUGAAUGGUUUGUCCAAACAAGAGAUUACAGCGGCCCUACCAAAACUGAUAAAACUAAACCCGGUGGUAGUCAGAGAGGUCUUUAAUAGACUUUUGGGACUUCAUGGCGACAGUCCGAUUUCGCCUACAGAGCUAUUAGUCGCGUUACACAUCGUGGACACCAGCCAAGCUGACCUCAAGACUAUUAUUAAAGCCAUCACGCUUUGUAUGCAAGAAAAACAGGUUUACACCCAAGAAGUUUUAGCUGUGGUGUUACAACAGUUAAUGGAGCAGACACCUUUGCCGACACUUUUAAUGAGAACGGUAAUUCAAGCGUUGGGAAGCUAUCCACGUCUGUCUGGAUUUGUUAUGAAUAUUUUGCAGAGGCUUAUUUUAAAACAGGUGUGGAAACACAAAGUGGUCUGGGAAGGUUUCAUAAAGUGCUGUCAACGUACCAAACCGCAAAGUUUCGCGGUUCUAAUGCAACUGCCCGCUCCCCAGUUGAAGGAGGUGUUGGCCACGUGCAAGGAAUUGAAGCAACCGCUCCAAGAGCACCUGAACACUUUUACCGAAGCACAGAGGAUGCACGUGCCCGCCUCCGUACAGGAAAUUAUUCUGGGUAAUCCGGUGCAGGCUGCUAAGGCAGUUCCGGUUCCGGAACCCGCUGCUGUCGCUAACGCAUCUUCGACGGGUUCUGCGACGGGUUCCGGAAGUGAACCGAAUUUGACGAUCGCCGAGGAUUCCCCGAUGAAUGCCCCUCCUCCAAAUGUGAUGGUCGUACCUACGGAACCGUUGCCUCCGGGAAUGGAGUAGCUCGACCAAGACGAUUAACAUUAUUUUUUUUAAGUAUAUCAUUAAAUUUUAAUUAAUUAAUUAUUGUAAGUUUAAUUAAUAAAAAAAUAUUAAAACAAGCCUA
Messenger RNA from Anthonomus grandis grandis, 3540 nucleotides. RefSeq names its product symplekin (gene Sym). Gene Ontology annotation, cellular component: mRNA cleavage and polyadenylation specificity factor complex. The transcript is spliced from 15 exons. The record is from RefSeq and is a predicted model, not a curated record. Bases 168 to 3437 code for a protein of 1089 amino acids. NCBI's taxonomy places the organism in Eukaryota, Metazoa, Arthropoda, Insecta, Coleoptera, Curculionidae.